Cyclocybe aegerita is the source of this 762-nucleotide messenger RNA. Lineage: Eukaryota; Fungi; Basidiomycota; Agaricomycetes; Agaricales; Hemipholiotaceae. The record is from the annotation of a GenBank genome assembly.
AUGGCAACGACACAGCACUAUCUGUGGGCAUCCGGCCACUUCCUCCUUCUCCUUGCAUCUCUGCGAUAUAUUCUUGCAUGGGUCACCUUCAAGUCUGUCUCUGCGUGGUGGUACAAAGCCAGCUUCACGGGGGCCCUUAUCAGUUAUGCCAUUGUGUGCAACAAAUCGCUGGGGACUCCCCAGCCGAAUAUCGCAUACUUUAGGCGCGCCUUACUCGACGAGAACGUCCAAUACUUCCUCCUCGCCUUCUUCUGGUGGACUUCGAAACCUAUCACCAUUACGCUCCUGCCCUACAUGAUCUUCUCUCUGUUCCAUGCGCUGACCUUCACCCGCACAACUCUGAUGCCCCAAUUCCUCCCCCCGGCGCCUCCCGCUACUGCCGGUGGAGCGCCUCAACCUCAUCCAUUCGCGAAGAAGCUCCAAGUCUGGAUUAAAUCCAACUACGACACCGCGAUGAAGGUCGUCGCCUAUACCGAGCUCGUCAUCUUCAUCCGUGUGACCCUCGGUGCAAUCACCUUCCAAAACUCGCUGAUUUCGCCCAUCAUCUACGCGCACUUCCUCCGCCAGCGAUACUAUCAGUCAGCGUUCACGCGUGACGCUUUGGCUGAAACUUCGAGCCGCAUCGACGCGCUCGUGCGCAAGCCCGGCAACCCGCCAGUCCUCCUACAGGUGUGGGACAAGGUGCAGAUGGUCACGAGGCGCUGGGCGGGCGUCGCGCUCACUCCCAAUGCUGGUGUUCCCCAGAAUAACGAAGGACGAUGA